This is a messenger RNA of Cryptomeria japonica (Japanese cedar), 1123 nucleotides long. RefSeq names its product protein THYLAKOID ASSEMBLY 8-like, chloroplastic. Gene Ontology annotation, molecular function: protein binding. The record is from RefSeq and is a predicted model, not a curated record. The transcript is spliced from 2 exons. NCBI's taxonomy places the organism in Eukaryota, Viridiplantae, Streptophyta, Pinopsida, Cupressales, Cupressaceae. The coding region runs from base 143 to 919 and encodes 258 amino acids.
AAAAAAUACAUUGAAACUUCAAAACUUUGAUACAACAAUGAAUCCUAUAAUUCUGCGAGCUUACACUCCUCUGAAAUACAGUUCGAUUUCUAGUUAAGCAUUAAAACCAAAUUGACGAAGCUUAUGAAGUUCGGGGAAAUUAAUGGCCAUGUCAAGAGGCAACCUUGGGAGGGUGUUGAUGAAGUGUGCACAAGUUGCAUUCGGGCAUGGAGUUGGAGCAGAAAAUAAUGCUCUGGGGCGUUUUAAGUACAGCAUAUUCACCGAUAUCACUUACUGGACAGGUUUUGGCAUAAAUUCAUUGAAAAGUAGGGGCAUGUCGGAUGGAAGGCCGAGAGGAGCGUUAUGGAGGAGCAGGAAAUUAAUAAGCAAGGAAGCAUUGUUUGUCGUUCAGGAGAUAAAGAGAGUCAAACAUGAUGCUGCCCUUCUUACUAGCUUUAUGAAAACCCACGUGUCCAGGUUGCUGAAAGUUGAUCUUCUUGCUGUUUUGGUGGAGCUUGAGAGGCAGGGGGAGAUCACUUUAACACUUAAGAUAUUUGAUGCGAUUAAAAACGAGCCUUGGUACAAGCCAGACGUUUUUCUGUUCAAAGAUAUGAUUAUUGUAUUGGCAAAACAUAAAAAGAUGGAAGAGGCAAUGCAAGUUUGGAAAGAUAUGAGGAGUGGAAAACUUGAACCUGAUAUACCGACAUAUACUGAAGUUAUAAGGGGUUUCUUACAAUAUGGAUCACCUACAGAUGCGAUGAACAUUUACGAGGAAAUGAAACAGUCUCCGCAUCCACCUGAGGAGCUACCUUAUAGGGUUCUAUUAAAGGGUCUUUUUCCAAAUCCUUUACUAAGAAAUAAAGUGAAACAGGAUUUUGAAGAAACAUUCCCUGAUAGACAUGUAUAUGACCCCCCUGAAGAACUAUUUGGGAUGCAUUAAAGUUCUGGGUUUUGCUUUGGUCAUUACUAAUAGCAAUUUUCCUUGUGUACUUGUUUUAAUGAUCUAUGUCCAAAUUAUGGUUCAAAAAGGGUUGCUAACAUCGUUUUAAAGUUGUUAUUGGCAUUGGUUGUGAAUAUCAUCAUGGCCUGGCGCAUUUUGUGGGCUUUUACAGUAGGCGAUUUCUUUGAAGUUAAUUUUGCAUCA